This is a messenger RNA of Cryptotermes secundus, 1425 nucleotides long. RefSeq names its product RING finger and transmembrane domain-containing protein 2. The record is from RefSeq and is a predicted model, not a curated record. Gene Ontology annotation, molecular function: ubiquitin protein ligase activity. Gene Ontology annotation, biological process: positive regulation of ERAD pathway. The coding region runs from base 1 to 1425 and encodes 474 amino acids. NCBI's taxonomy places the organism in Eukaryota, Metazoa, Arthropoda, Insecta, Blattodea, Kalotermitidae. The transcript has 3 exons.
AUGGCACAUUCUGAUGCUAGCAGAUCAUCACGAAUCCCAAUUUUGAGAAGUCGCCUUCCGAGAGCAUCCUCACUAUUGAGUGGUCGUCAGGGUAAUCAUCUUCGAAUGGCUCAUUCAUUGAAUACUCCUCCAGGCCCACUGAGUGGGUUUGGUAUUGGUCGAGUUCAGUUGGAGCGUUAUACUGCUGAAGGGCGGAGAAUCUUACAAGACAGUCUUCAUACAGUGAUUCAAGAGCUGCGACCAAUGAUGGAAGAUAUAAGAACUGCAGGAAAUCGUGUUCAUUCUCUGGUAUGGCUUCGGACACCUCAACAACAAAUGCAGCGCCAACAGCAGCCACUACCGCUGCCACCUAGAUCACAACAGCCGCCACCACUGCCAUCUAGAUCACACCAGCGGCUGCAGAAUGUUCCCAUAACUCAGUCCUCAUCUGGUGAUAGCUUUGUGAUUACAGCCAACACAGCGCAAGCCUCAAACUCUCAUCACCAUCACCACCACCGUCAGCGGCAGCAGAAUACCAACAUGGCUGGAGGUGCUGCAGAAAUGCUGCGUCAUAGUCCAGGAACAAAAGAGUCCCUUUCCCUACUGCAAUUCCUGGGUAUUCUUCUCACCAAAGGCACCUAUGAUCAUCGUUCAGGUAUUCUUCUCUUCAUUGGUUUGUUUAUCACCUUUGCUCAUACUAAUGCAGUGGUAAAGCGGGAGAUUGCCAAACAGAGUCGGCGUAGGCUGUCAUCUUUGUUACUGAUUGUCUGCAAUCUCUUAGGAUGCAUUCUGUUCAUCUACUACAUGUUCCAAGACCAGAAGCUCUAUCUGAGUCUGGUCUUCAUUCCUCCAUACACACAGCCUCUCAGCGUUUGGGAUGGGAAAGUGCUACUGUGGAUUGUGAGUGUCACAGACUUUGUACUCAAGUUAGUCACAAUAAUCCUAAAAGUUUCCAUUGCAGCACUUCCUGUUUUUCUUCUACCCUACCAGAAAAGGGGAAAGUGCUACUUGUUUUUAGAAACCACAUCUCAGCUAUAUCGGAGCCUUGCCCCAAUCCAGCCAUGGUUAUAUUACCUGCUUGGAUCUUAUCAGGGAACUGCCAAAGUUGUUGGAGUAUUCCUGUCUGCAGCAUAUAUGGUGUCCAAGGGAACUGACCUUGUGAACAGAGUGAAACUCUGGCGAGGUGCUUUUUGGAAGUUGCUGCAGAAUGUGAAUCUUGGUGUGAGCCCAAACAAAGACCAGCUACAAACAGCUGGCAGUCAGUGCCCAAUCUGCCACGAUGAAUAUGAAACUCCAGUUCUCCUACAUUGUCGUCACAUCUUCUGUGAAGCAUGCAUUGCUACGUGGUUUGACAGGGAGCAGACAUGCCCUCUCUGUAGGGCUAAAGUUGUAGAUGACCCAUCAUGGAGAGAUGGUGCUACAACAUAUUUUAACCAGCUUUAUUGA